AUAGCUUCAGUGCAUGCGCGUGUCUCGGUCCACUCAUUGUGGAAAGUGCUGUCUAAAAACUUAUAGAUUCCAACUCGAUAAAAAGCGAUCAGACUCUUUACUGGUCCCAUAGACUCGCUUCGUCUAAAAAACAGGAGGGUUUAUACAGUGCCGUUUGAACAGCAGAAAAGAAGAAUGAGAACAAGACAGAGUUAAAGUUGAAAACAUGGUUAAAAAAAGCCCGUUAUUGGUAUUCUCAGCUUCCAGCGUGAAAAUUGCAUUUGGAUUGUUUAUAUUACUCAUGGGAUGUGAUUCGAGGGCGUAUAUACAUUACUUAGCACAUCGAGAUCAAUAUGUCCAGGGAGAAAAUGUAACACUUGUUUGCUAUACCGGUGACGAAGAAGCAAGUUUUAAGUGGAAUUAUCAUGGAUCUUCGAGCAGAGUAGAUAAAAAAUCUGUAUCUACACAUAGCAACCUGACUCUCCUUAAUGCAACAAUUGACGAUUCCGGUGACUACUUCUGCACGGUCUAUUUCAAUGAUAACACGACUGUCACCGUGAAUGAGCGCAUAGAAGUAAAAGCAUAUAUCACUCCAUAUCUUAACUUUUCGGGAAAUCGAGAUAUGACUAUAGAUGAAGGACAAGAAUGGCAGUGGGUGGUUCACUUAAGUCAUUACCCUGAUUUCUUCAAUUACACCAUAGUCAAUUGGCAGGGAGAGAAGAUCCCGGAAGACAUGAUCACAUACGAAGCAUAUUCAGCUGAGAUAAGAUUGGAGUUUGGUCAAGUACAAGCCAAACAUUAUGGGAAUUAUACUCUACUGGGUUAUUUACCCGAAGCUUCCUAUGAGCGAAACAUUACGCUUCAACUCCGUGUGAAAAGUCAACCCAAAGUGUCAAAUGUUCUCCAGUCUGUGGAUAUUGACAGAGGUAAGCCAGAAACAGUAGAAUUCCGCGUUACUGGCUAUCCUGUGAGGAACUGCACCCCAAGCUAUAACGAAUGCCCUGAUGGAGGAGAGUGCACUGAAGCAGAGAGCAUCACUAAGUUCACCAGCAGAAGCCUACCUCCUGGAAAUGUAGUACUAGUGAGUGUGGAAAUCGAUCCUAAGAAAUCUGGAAAACUGACUUGUACGAUGAACCAUUCAAAGGCUACCGUUGAUGUUUAUGUCAAAGCCCCCAAAGCUACAGCGGAGUGGGCGGCACUGGGCAUCACGUUUGUAAUUCUGGCAGUCGUGGCGGUUUGCCUGGUUCUGCAAGUGCGCCGAAUUCGCAGAAAGAAGAGGGAGCUGAGGCAGGUUAAGCAGAACAUGAUCCAGUACUUCGGAGAGGGUCGAGUCAAUGAGCUGGACCCCGAUGGCACAGUACGAGAGCAGGCCCAGUUGCUUCCUUACGACCCGGCGUGGGAGGUGAACAGGAGAGACAUCCAGCUUGGAAAACAGCUUGGCUCGGGGUCAUUCGGGCGCGUCGUCUUGGCGUCCGUCCGAGGUCUCGAUGACGCGAACGACGGCGAGACUGAGGCGGCGGUGAAGAUGGUGAAGUCACACGUCGACGUCACUCACCUGGAGAGCCUCAUGGUCGAGCUAAAAAUCCUGAGUCACUUGGGGAAGCACAUCAACAUUGUCAAUAUGCUCGGCGCCAACACCGUCCACUUAAACAGGGGAGAGCUGUGGAUCCUGACGGAGUACUGUCGCUAUGGGAACCUCCUGGACUUCAUCCGCAAGCACGAAUCCAAAUUCAUCCACCAGGUCGACUCCCUGAGAGAUGAGAUUGACCCCCGCAUCUUGGUCAACAACCCCGCUUCAAGUCGCUUCUCCAGGAGCGUCACCAUCAGAACCCGGACCAUGAUGUCUGCCACAUCCAUCGCCACCGACAUCUCGAUCGGCACGCAGGCUUGCACUCCCGCUGCACUCCAGGGCCAACACAACCCCAAAAGGGCCGUUCAUUUUCACAACCCCACGUACACGAGCGUGCCUCCCGCUGACGACGGCGCUGACGACGGCGCUGACGAAUCGGAGAGCGGAUCGACGAGCUCUCGAGACAAUGCCGAGACUAUUAUCAGCGACCUGACGGCGCCUUCGUCAGGUCAUGACUACUUGAGUAUGGACUUGUCAACGACGUGCACGAGUGGGUACCAGGAGGGUAUUCCGGGCAUUAGCAUCCUUUUUAAUACCAGUGCCCUUGUGUGUUGGGCGUGGCAAGUCGCCCAAGGGAUGUCGUACCUGGCGCAGAGGAAAAUCCUCCACGGAGACCUGGCCGCCAGGAACCUCCUUCUGGCGGACGAGAACGUGGUGAAGAUCAGUGACUUCGGCCUCUCGAGAAACAUGCACGGGGACAUCUACCAGAAGAAACGCGAUGACUUACUGCCAAUCAAAUGGCUGUCUAUAGAGGCGAUCCGCAAUUGCACCUUCAGCGUGCAAAGUGACAUCUGGGCAUAUGGAGUCACCCUGUGGGAACUGUUCACCCUGGGCAGCACCCCCUACCCAGGAGUGCCAGUUGAUGCCAACUUCCUCGGCCUACUCGAGGGGGGGUACCGCAUGAGCAAACCCACGUACGCCACUAAGAAAAUACAUGAGCUGAUCCUGAGAACUUGGAGUCUCCAUCCCUCAGACCGACCAACGUUCGAGCAGAUCUCACAGGAAUUGAGUCUUAUGCUGCAGAGGGACCUGCAGGAGCACUACGUGAGCAUGAACGAAGGGUAUCAGAAGAUGAACGAGGCUUGGUUCAAGGAGAGGGUAGACUACCUUAAUCUCUUUCGAAGUCCGGAGUUCGAGUUUCCGGCGACACAGGAAGAGCUGGGUGUGAGAGAAGCCCGGGAAGGACUGAUGGUGGAGGAGGAGGAGGAGGAGGAAGUGGGAGAUAAGGAAGAGGAGGGGGAAGUGGGGAUAAAGGAAGAGGAAGAAGAGGAGAAUGAGGAGCAGAAGAAGAAGAAGGAGCAAGAGAAAGAAAAGGAGAGGGAGAAGGACGAGGAAGAGGAGGAGAAAAGGAAGAAGGAAAAUGAGGAUGACAGUGCACAUGCAUAUCCCAGAGCCAAUCUUCAGGGUUUAGACGGCAACGAGAGAGGACAGAAGACACCUGAUGUUUCGUCAGAUUAUAUGCAAAUGAUCUAGCAAUAAGGAAGGACUGAGAGCAUAGUUCAGUGUCCUCUUUAGGCUAUUCAUAAAAGAAAUAUGGGAAAUGCGAUGUUGCAAAUUACCGCGGUCGUUCCUAGGAGAAGUGGCACAUUACAACGCUGAGUUUUCUUGCAAGACGUGCAAUGACGACUUUGUACCUUUGUCUGUGUGUGUAUGUGUGUGUGUGUGAGACACACAUACACACACACACACACACACACACACACACACACACACACACACACACACACACACACAC
Molecule: messenger RNA, 3344 nt
Organism: Penaeus monodon (black tiger shrimp)
Lineage: Eukaryota; Metazoa; Arthropoda; Malacostraca; Decapoda; Penaeidae
Product: macrophage colony-stimulating factor 1 receptor-like
Exons: 17
Coding region: 206-3082 (958 amino acids)
Biological process (GO): protein phosphorylation; multicellular organism development; positive regulation of kinase activity
Cellular component (GO): signaling receptor complex
Molecular function (GO): ATP binding; transmembrane receptor protein tyrosine kinase activity
Source: RefSeq, a predicted model, not a curated record